GAAGAGCGUGUCCCAAAUGAAAACAUUACACUUCUGAGACGGAAACGUGGAUUUCCACCUUUAUCUGGCCCAAUAUGUCUGUAGCCAUGACCCUGACGUGUCCAGGCCUGUACUGUGGCAGGAGACUCAUCGGUGGAUCCAUAGAUGAAGAAUGUGGAGUCUGUCCCCGCGGCGAGCGGACGAACCAGCAGAAAGUGUGUGAGCGCUGCACAGAGUCUCCUGAACUCUACGACUGGCUGUACCUGGGAUUCAUGGCCAUGUUGCCUCUAGUGCUGCACUGGUUCUUCAUCGAGUGGUAUUCAGGAAAGAAAAGCUCCAGUGCUCUGCUCCAGCACAUCAUGGCCAUGGUGGAGUGCAGUGUGUCAGCUGUGGUCACUCUUUUGGUCACUGAGCCUGUGGGGACGCUCAGUAUUCGCUCGUGUAGAGUCCAGAUGCUGUCAGACUGGUACACGAUGCUCUACAACCCGAGCCCAGACUAUGUCAACACUCUGCACUGCACCCAGGAGGCCGUCUACCCUCUAUACACCAUCGUGUUGAUUUACUACGCCUUUUGUUUGGUGAUGAUGAUGCUGCUGCGCCCUCUGCUGGUGAAGAAGAUCGCCUGUGGUCUGGGAAAGUCUGAUCGGUUCAAAAGCAUCUACGCUGCGCUGUAUUUCUUCCCUAUUCUCACCGUGCUCCAGGCCGUGGGAGGAGGGCUGCUCUAUUACGCGUUUCCUUACAUCAUCCUGGUUCUUUCUCUUGUGACUUUGGCCGUUUACAUGUCGGCCUCUGAGAUUCAGUCGUUCAAGAGUCUGGGGGCGAAGAAGAAGCGUCUGGUCGUGCUGUUCAGUCACUGGUUGCUCCACGCCUACGGGAUCAUCUCCAUCUCUCGUCUGGAUAAACUGGAGCAGGACCUGCCUCUGCUGGUGCUGGUCCCGGGACCCGCCCUGUUUUACAUCGCCACGGCCAAAUUCACCGAGCCGAGCCGCAUCCUGACGGAGGGAGGCAACGGGCACUGAAAACGCCACUGGCAACGGGCGCCAAAAAAACGCCGCCGUCUGACGUACGUUAAGUGUUA
Molecule: messenger RNA, 1057 nt
Organism: Periophthalmus magnuspinnatus
Lineage: Eukaryota; Metazoa; Chordata; Actinopteri; Gobiiformes; Gobiidae
Gene: jkamp
Product: jnk1/mapk8 associated membrane protein
Exons: 7
Coding region: 75-998 (307 amino acids)
Biological process (GO): response to unfolded protein
Cellular component (GO): membrane
Molecular function (GO): ubiquitin protein ligase binding
Source: RefSeq, a predicted model, not a curated record